Messenger RNA from Aspergillus sclerotioniger CBS 115572, 816 nucleotides. RefSeq names its product 3-hydroxyacyl-CoA dehydrogenase family protein. The transcript has 8 exons. The record is from RefSeq and is a predicted model, not a curated record. NCBI's taxonomy places the organism in Eukaryota, Fungi, Ascomycota, Eurotiomycetes, Eurotiales, Aspergillaceae. Bases 1 to 816 code for a protein of 271 amino acids. Gene Ontology annotation, molecular function: NAD+ binding. Gene Ontology annotation, biological process: fatty acid metabolic process.
AUGACCAGAGUAUUGAACGCUGUUACAUUAUUCGGUGCAGGCACACAAGGUUCGCGCCUUGCCUACAUGUGGUCGCGCCUAGGAAGACCAGUCUACCUUGUCGAUAGAACCCCAGCCCAGCUUAAUCUGGCACUGGCUACGGUAGAGAGACUGCGAGCCAGCAACCCACCUAGCGAACCAGGACAAGUGAUCAGUCUCACUACAGAUGAGCUGGACAAAGCACUCCAUAACUCCUGGCUGGCCAUCGAGUGUGUCCCAGAGGACUUAGAUUGCAAGCGGCCCGUGAUGGAGGAGCUCGACAGGAGAUCUGAUCCAGAGACAAUUAUUGCGUCGAAUUCGAGCAGUUACUUCAUCUCGGAGAUCUGCAAAGGACUGAGUCUGAGGACGAACGACCGAUUCGUCAAUCUACAUUCCUUCUGGCCCCCCGAGACACAAGCGAUUGAAAUCAUGGGGUCUAGCCAAACCCGAGCCGAUAUUAUCCCUCUUCUCAUGAAAGAAACCCAAGACCAUGGGUUCCAGCCCUUCCAUGUCCGUAAAUCUUCUACCGGUUACACCUUCAAUCGGUAUCUUGCGAACCAUGUCGUCUGGGACAGUGCCAUUCACACCAAUCAUGAGACCCUUCUACUCUUGGAAGAGGGUAUCGCCACGCCUGAGGUGGACAAUAUCUACAAGGCUAUGGAUAUUGCCGGAUUGGACGAGCAUUACGCGAAGGAUUGGAUUGGAAUCCCCAACGAGCCCCGCAAAGUCCUGCGAGAGAUGAUUGAAAGGGGAGACUUGGGUGUCAAGUCCGGGAACGGUUUCUUCCACUACACCUGA